CUAGGAGAGUCGAGGUCGUGGAGUUGCCGCCAGCAAGCGCGAAGAAACCGUCCAAGAGUCACAAACCGGCACCGAAGAAGGAUAUCAAUAUACCCUGGUCUGAAAGGAUGAGAGAUGUUCGAAGCCACCUCCUGGAGCCCAGCCGACACCUCGCGACAGCUUGGUUCACGAAGCCAGGCCAUCGAUAUGUCAAGUUCCAAGACAAAAAGGAAGAAUUUUGGAAGAAAAACACUUCGAAGAAGCCCAAGAUACCCAGAAACCUCCUUUUCGGAGCUCUACGCCGCCCACGAGCGCGUACAAGCCCACGAACUCCAUACGUAAGCCCCUACGUCUCCGACGGAGGGGUUCAAGGAAGUAGCAUCCAUGGUAUCGCGUCUGAAUACUCGCCUACGCCGCCGCAUUCUCCGAGUAUUCUCUCGCGAUCCGAUAGGGGCAAAGCCCCCACGUCGAGACGACGAAAAGUGAAAAGUCCAAAAGGGAAGGGUGCGGAUCCGUGGCAGCCAGAGCCAGUGGCUCCCGUAAGUCGGGCUUUGUGGAGGCACGUGGAGAAUCGCCAUGGUUGGGGACAGUACGAUAUUGAGCAUAGAGGCUACCUUGCGCGUGCUGAAAAGCAAUCCCAGCAGAGCAAUCUCUCCAGGAGAAGGUUCAGUGAUAUGUAUGAGUAUAUCAGGCCGGGUUCUGCGGGUGAGAGGUCAACGAAGGAUACAGCUCCAAAGAGAGUGCAUUUUAGAGAAGGAAGGCAUGGGGUUCAUUAAUCAUUAA
Pseudomassariella vexata is the source of this 762-nucleotide messenger RNA. RefSeq lists its product as uncharacterized. The transcript is spliced from 3 exons. The record is from RefSeq and is a predicted model, not a curated record. Lineage: Eukaryota; Fungi; Ascomycota; Sordariomycetes; Amphisphaeriales; Pseudomassariaceae. Bases 108 to 755 code for a protein of 215 amino acids.